Molecule: messenger RNA, 1331 nt
Organism: Cloeon dipterum
Lineage: Eukaryota; Metazoa; Arthropoda; Insecta; Ephemeroptera; Baetidae
Exons: 4
Coding region: 584-1129 (181 amino acids)
Source: RefSeq, a predicted model, not a curated record
CUGCGCUGCGAAAAAGCAAUCGUACCAACAUGAGAAAUGGCGCGAAUUCGGGAUUUUAGCGAUUCCCUCCACCCCCCCUUCAGAAUUAAUAGGCUUAAGUAGUGAAAAUAAAUUUCUGUAACGGUUUCGUUGCACUUACAAGGGGAUUAUCAUGACAUUUCUAGGUUAAGCAACCACAAUGAAUUAUUAGGGAAUAUGAUUAAGCUCAAUUGGAGAUAUAAAAACCUAAAAUUCUAUAAUUAUGCGAAUUAUUUUUGGGCGACACGCGGCAUGGUGAAGUAGUUGAUUUUAUUUUGAUUUUCUGUAUUUUUAAUUUAUUUUAAACAGUUAGUUAUUUUUAUUUUGGUAUAUUGAGUGACAUGAGAAGCUCUGACAAUGUUGGCAGCAAUAAAUAAUAAACAGAGAGGGAUUCAUGAGCAGUUUUAAGGUUCACACGUGCGAUGUCCUUGCUAAUGUGCUAUCAGAAAAAUUCCCUUUUAGACCGGUUUGUUUACGGAUUUGAGGUUUGUCCAUUCAUAAGAAAAAAUUAACGCCCUUUUCCAAACCCUGCCAAAUCAGGAUUUUCAACCAAUCUUCUUCAAUCAUGGCUCCAACCAAUGUGAAAUAUUGUAUGUUUUGUCGCCCCAUCGAAAGAAAUGAACAAAAACAAAAUUUGAUGGAACUAAAUCCUGUUGAGGACUGCGUCAAAUACGACACAGAAACAGAAGAACUUGAUAAAGUGAGGAAUGGGUUGAGAGAAAAGACUGGAAAGAUCCUGGAGAUGAGGAGUCGCAUGCAGAAAGAACUUAUGCUGAAAAUGAUAGAUCGCGUGCUGGACGCCUCAAAAUCUUUAAAUCUUCCGGAAGACUACGCUGCUCUGAGCCUUAGCAGUGAACCUAAGGAAACGCCGGAAAAUACUAGCCCCAAGGCCAGCGAUAUUUUAAAGAUUUUGGAAAAAUCGGAAUUUCUCUCCAAAGUUGCUGGCCCGUCUGCAUAUGUUGUUCAAGAAGAAUGCAAAGAACUCAUCAGGGAAAUAGCAGCAGCUAUUAAUAUCUUGGAGUGCAUGUACAAAUUCACUGAGCGGGUGAACGACGAAGGUGGCAAAGCAGUUGCUGGACCUAUCAACUCUAAUGAUAUGCAUGAAGAUUGAGGAUUUAAAAUAAUAGUCGCUUAGAUAUUUAGUAUUCGUUUUCACUUCCAGAUUUAUAGUUUUCCAUGAAAGACGUUCCAAUGUAUUGAUUAAAAAUGCCUCAACGGACGCAUCAGCGUGUGCUGCUGAAAAAAUUUGAUAAGAAAUAAGUGUAUGAUACCUAAAACUGAAAAUAAAUUUGAUGCUAAGUGUACAAAUGUAC